UCCCUCCUGACAAUCAUGUGCUACGACCGCUACGUGUCCAUCUGCAAACCCCUGCACUAUGAGACCCUCCUGGGCAGCAGAGCUUGUGCCCACAUGGCAGCAGCUGCCUGGGCCAGUGCCUUUCUCAAUGCUUUCAUGCACACAGCCAAUACAUUUUCCCUGCCCCUGUGCCAUGGCAAUGCCCUGGGCCAGUUCUUCUGUGAAAUCCCACAGAUCCUCAAGCUCUCCUGCUCCAAAUCCUAUCUCAGGGAAUUUGGGCUCAUUGCAUUUAGUGCCUGUUUGGUAUGUGGCUGUUUGGCAUUCAUUUUUUUCUCCUACGUGCAGAUCUUCAGGGCUGUGCUGAGGAUCCCCUCUGAGCAGGGACGGCACAAAGCCUUUUCCACCUGCCUCCCUCACCUGGCUGUGGUUUCCCUGUUUGUCAGCGCUGUUAUCUUUGCUCACCUGAAGCCCCCCUCCAUCUCGUCCCCAUCCCUGGAUCUCUCAGUCUCUGUUCUGUACUUGGUGGUGUCUCCAGCCCUCAACCCCCUCAUCUACAGCCUGAGGAACCAGGAGAUCAAGGAUGCCCUGAGGAAAAUGAUGACUGUAUCUUUUCAGAAACAUUAA
Passer domesticus (house sparrow) is the source of this 603-nucleotide messenger RNA. Its product is annotated as olfactory receptor 14J1-like. The transcript has a single exon. The record is from RefSeq and is a predicted model, not a curated record. Gene Ontology annotation, biological process: G protein-coupled receptor signaling pathway. Lineage: Eukaryota; Metazoa; Chordata; Aves; Passeriformes; Passeridae. The annotation marks the transcript as partial. Gene Ontology annotation, molecular function: olfactory receptor activity; odorant binding. Gene Ontology annotation, cellular component: membrane.